CUGUCCCUACUCUAUCGUGCAACGUCCCUUCUCUCUGCAGUACCAUCGAUAAAAGUUUUAUCAUAUUUCAACAUCGUAUCAACAUGUCGAGCGACAAUCCACCGCCGUAUGCAAACCCCAACCGCUCAUCUGCAGCCUCAGAUACCAAGUACGGAUUUGAUUCAACAGCCUACACUGUUGACAAUACUGGGCCAAGCAUAUACCCAUCUGCUCAUGACUACGUUCCACCUGGAGUUGAACCCGUAUCUCGUGAUGCACGACUACCUGCGCCCUCGGCCCCGCAGAUGGACUCAUCUGUUGCGCAGCAGCAGCAGCAGCAGCAGCAACAACAACAACAGCAACAGUGUGCCCAGCCACAGCAGCUGGUGGGUCAAACAAACGUGUAUUAUACGCGGCCCGGUGUGCCGGUGCAGGUGCCAACUGCUACCGGGGGAAUGAUGAUCAUCGGUGGAGGCUCAGUAAAUUUCCAUAUUUAUCGGGAUGGCUGGGUCUCUCGAGACUGCCGUAUUCUGACCGCUGAUAAGAAAUCAGUCGCUUACCACAUCGACUACCCUUAUAGUUUCUUUGGAUCCUGGCAUGUCAAUAUGCGCCGCGGCUCAUCACACGGUCCCACCGUCUUUCUCAUCACCAAAUCUGCUAUGGGAUGGGACUUUACGAUCCAAGACCCGGUCAAUCCCGCGUUGUCCACCAAACUGACGAGAAGUGGCGGUGGCGUUUUGGGAAAGCGAAAGCAUUCCUUUAAGGGGUUUGAUGGAAAGAAUUAUGCAUGGAAGGGGCAUGGCCUUGGCGGCGACCUCAAAUGUGUCUGCUACCCAACCAAGACUAUCAUUGCUUUCUACCAUCGUACCAAACAUUCGUGGUCCAAAGAAGGGCGACUAGAAAUAUUGCCGAAUGGUCAUCAUUUGUUAGACUUGGUGGUUGCAACGGGGUUUGCGGUCGAGGAGUGGGAGCGACAGAAUCGGUGAAUGAAAAAUGUCGUGCUUACGAUAUCUGCAUCCACGUGAUUACAGUGGAAUCUGCCAGAUCUUCAAAUGUAAAAACAAAGCAUUGAUGUUAUUUGGUACCCUC
This is a messenger RNA of Spizellomyces punctatus DAOM BR117, 1068 nucleotides long. RefSeq lists its product as uncharacterized. The coding region runs from base 84 to 965 and encodes 293 amino acids. The transcript has 5 exons. NCBI's taxonomy places the organism in Eukaryota, Fungi, Chytridiomycota, Chytridiomycetes, Spizellomycetales, Spizellomycetaceae. The record is from RefSeq and is a predicted model, not a curated record.